Molecule: messenger RNA, 483 nt
Organism: Stegastes partitus (bicolor damselfish)
Lineage: Eukaryota; Metazoa; Chordata; Actinopteri; Pomacentridae
Product: C-C motif chemokine 16-like
Exons: 4
Coding region: 43-309 (88 amino acids)
Biological process (GO): immune response
Cellular component (GO): extracellular region
Molecular function (GO): chemokine activity
Source: RefSeq, a predicted model, not a curated record
CAUCCCAACCGACAAUCCAGAUCAGAUUCACCGCCGAGGACGAUGGCAAAGCUCGCUGUGUGUGCUGCUGUACUGCUGGUGCUGCUGGUGGCGCUGAGUGAAAGCAGUCCCAUGAGGUUUUGCUGCACGCAGUACCAAGAAACUCAGGUCCCGGUUAAAAUGCUGAAAAGCUACAGAAUCCAAGACAACACGGGUUACUGCAACAUCAAGGCCGUCGUUUUCAGGACCAAGAGAAACAAAAAUGUCUGUGGCAACCCGGACGACGAAUGGGUGCAGAAGGCCAAGGAGUUGAUUCCACGGAGACACUGAGCAGCAUCGUGGAGGCCACCUGAGGUCGUCAACUCAGAGACAUGAAGAUGCACAAGAUGAAUUCAAUGCCUCAUGUUAAAGUUUUUCAAAUUGAAUUAAUAUAUUACUUUUAGUACCUAAAAUGUGUCAAAAUGUAUUGAUUUGAAAUCAAUAAAUGCAAUAUUUUUAAAAAAC